This is a messenger RNA of Puntigrus tetrazona (Sumatra barb), 2995 nucleotides long. RefSeq names its product estrogen-related receptor delta (gene esrrd). The transcript is spliced from 6 exons. NCBI's taxonomy places the organism in Eukaryota, Metazoa, Chordata, Actinopteri, Cypriniformes, Cyprinidae. The record is from RefSeq and is a predicted model, not a curated record. Gene Ontology annotation, molecular function: DNA-binding transcription factor activity; sequence-specific DNA binding; zinc ion binding. Gene Ontology annotation, biological process: regulation of DNA-templated transcription. Bases 175 to 1515 code for a protein of 446 amino acids.
ACUUGACCUGUCGGUUAUGAGAGCUCAUCGAUAGGGUUUUAAUCAGCAUGCAUCUGGAUUAGAUUAGACCCGCCCACCGCCGUGCAUCACUUACAUAAACCUGACGCUCUGCAGCUCCUGCUCAGUGUGAGCUCCGUUCCCUUCAUCACACACAGUCCCUGGGGAACACUAGGGAUGGACCUCAAGGAGUUUUGCCUGAGUGAGAACUUCCAGUUUCUAAACCAGCACAACCUCUCCGAUGAGCCUCCGUCCCCGACCGACGCGCCGCUCAAAGCCGCCCCGCUGAGCCCCUCGCUCGGCCUGGACGGCAGCGCGACCCCGUUCAGCCCCGGCAGCGCGUCGGACAGCAGCGGCUACAGCGUCUUCUCCGGGAACCCGUCCCUGAACCCCGACUCCCCGGUCAGCUCCAGCUCGAUCUCCAGCAGCAGCGCCGCGGCUCUCUUCCAGCCCGUCGGGCACACGGACUCCCUGCUCGGCUGCGACUACAUCGCGUCCCUGAACCCGGGGCCCAAGCGCCUGUGCCUGGUGUGCGGAGACUUCGCGUCCGGGUAUCACUACGGCGUCGCGUCGUGCGAGGCCUGCAAGGCCUUCUUCAAAAGAACCAUUCAAGGAAACAUCGAGUACAGCUGUCCGGUGGUCAACGACUGCGAGAUCACGAAGAGACGGAGGAAAUCAUGCCAAGCAUGUCGUUUCCAGAAGUGCCUGCGUGCCGGCAUGAUGAGAGAGGGUGUGCGUAUGGACCGUGUGAGAGGAGGCCGACAGAAGUACAAGCGCAGAGUGGAUUCAGCGCUCUCUCUUUUCACCAAAACACCUUACGCUCAUCCCAGCAAACCGAUCCGAAACAAAGUGAUCUCUCAGCUCCUGGUAUCUGAACCGGCUCCUCUGAGGGCCGCCCCCGACCCCGCGACCCCCGACGGUGACCUUAAAACGCUGCUGACCUUAUGUGACCUUCUGAACCGGGAGCUGCUGGUCAUGAUCGGCUGGGCCAAACACAUACCGGGCUUCUCGGGCCUCGCUCUGGUGGAUCAGAUGGCGCUGCUCCAGAGCGGCUGGAUGGAGACGCUGGUGCUGAACGUGGUUUGGAGGUCUCAGGGUUCGGCCGACGAGCUGCAGUUUGCAGAGAACCUGCGACUGAACGAGAGCCAGUGCCGAGCCGCGGGACUGCUGGACCUCUACGCUGCUCUGAGACACCUGACCUCCAAAUACCAGCAGAUGGGCCUCAGCCAGGAGGAGCUGCUCACCCUCAAAGCCAUGGCUCUCGCCAACUCAGACGCAGAGAACGUGGAGGGCGCCGAGGCGGUGCAGCGCUUCCAGGACGGGCUCCACGAGGCCCUGCAGGACUACGAGAGCAGCCAGCGUCCGUCCGAAGCCCACCGCGCCGGACGCCUGCUCAUGACGCUCCCGCUGCUGAGACAGACGGCGCUCAGAGCCGUGCGCUGCUUCGGCCGGCUGCACACGGACGGACACGUGCCCAUGCACAAACUCUUCCUGGAGAUGCUGGACGCCAAGAUCUAGAGCAGGACCCAGGCGCUUCAACCCCUUAAGUGUCGCCCCCAUUUGUGAACAUAGACGUUAAAGUGCACUAUCCAAACUCAUCCAAAAAGUUUGGACUUUUUAUUUUAUUUGAUUUUAAAAGACGAAGGUAAUCUGCAGACUGUUGCGGAAGUGGAAUCGUUUCAAAAAGUUGAAAUUACUGCAAAGAAAAUGCACCGUACCACAUUUUUUAUUAUAGAUAAAAUAAAUGGUCCCACUUUAUUUUAGGUGGCCUUAACUAAUACUUACAUUUAAAUUAAUAAUUUGAUACAAUGCACUUAUUGUGUACAUGUUUUUACAUUGAUGUAUGUCAUCUGUAAUUAAUUACUGUAAUUACAUUAUUUUUAAUUACAUUGCGACCCAUCCCUUACACCUUAACCUACCCUUAAACCUACCCAUACCACCAAACCCGCUCCUAAUCUACCCAUAUACGAUCUUAAUAGAAGCAAUGUGUUUUUUGAUGCAACAUGAACAUAAUAAGUACAUCGUACUUAAUUUUUUCAUGUAAGUACAUAGUAGUUCCGGCCACCUGAUAUAAAGUGUGACCUAAUAAAUAAUUACCAAACUAUUUUUCGAUCUAAAAUUGAUAUAUAAAUUCAAAGCCUUAUGUCUAAAUAAGUUAUGUUCCAAAUUUGAAGUUGAUAUUAAAAAAAUGAAGUUCCUGUGAGAUUUUAAGGCGCUAUGCUACAAACAGCCAUCCCAAAAAAUCAUUUUUUAGGCAUUUUUCUGGUCACAAAUGUCUAAACCAUCUUCCAUUCCUUUUUAAUAUCCAAUACCAUUAACUAAUAGUGUCAGCUAAUUAUUAAGUAAUUAGCUAAUAACUAAUUUAUUACCCUGAUAUUACCAUUCUAUUACUUCUGUCGCAAAAUAUUGAAUCCCGAGACGCAGAUCUUUCCAGCAAAAUGUAUUUUAUGGAAAAUAAUUUUCAAGUAUGUGAAAAAGACGACAAAAACGAGAGCGCCACGAGGCCUGCAGGUGGGCCGGCGCCGCUUAAGGGGUCUUACUAGAGCAGCUCAAACUCUACAUGAAAUCAGGGCACUCGUGUCCAAAGCCACGCUUUAUCGCAGCUAAACCAGUCUGGCAGCUAAAAGACGGGAGGUUCAUAUCACUCUCCGUCUCACUCUUUUACUAUUUAUUUGAUUUAUACGGAGAUGACCAUUUGAUACGGUGUCAGCGAUAGUUUAGAAGCAUUUGGUUGUUUUUUUUUAGAUUUACGUGAUAUAUCAAGGUUUUUGAUUUUUUUUAUUCUGUAGAGGUUGUCGGUCUAGAUUUGGGAAUUCGGUCACUAUUGAAGACGCAGAGAGGUUCAGCAUCAUAAACAGCAACACGGAUAGUCUGCAGCACACGGCCAAGCUACUGAGCAACAUGCCUUUUUAUUUAUUGUGUCAUUUAUUACAAAUGCCACCUAUCUGCUGUUAUUUAUAUGAAAAUAAAUUAUUUUUUUGGGAAUUUUCCAGUGUUU